Molecule: messenger RNA, 1708 nt
Organism: Canis lupus familiaris (dog)
Lineage: Eukaryota; Metazoa; Chordata; Mammalia; Carnivora; Canidae
Gene: PIRT
Product: phosphoinositide interacting regulator of transient receptor potential channels
Exons: 2
Coding region: 600-1016 (138 amino acids)
Biological process (GO): positive regulation of cation channel activity; phosphatidylinositol-mediated signaling
Molecular function (GO): phosphatidylinositol bisphosphate binding; transmembrane transporter binding
Source: RefSeq, a predicted model, not a curated record
AGCCCCAUCACCACCACCAUCACCAUCGCUCACAUCACCAACCCAGAAGUCCGGCUCUCCUGAUUUCUGAGCCCAGGCCAAGAGAAGCAGCCCUGCCCAGACACCGACCUAAUGCACAUCUGCACUAAAACUUGAAGACAGACUGCAGAGAAGCUUCAUUAAUUUUUCACAAGAUCCGUCCAAUAGUGGCUGAGCAGAGCUGAGACAAAGCCACAUCACGAGUGCCUGUGCCAGCAGCCCGCAAAGGGUUAACCCAUUAGCCCAUAUCCUGGUGAGCUCAUCCCCACUGGAGCCUGCUCAGUGGCAGGGAUCCGCUGCACACCAGCUCCUAGAUGGGGCCAGGGAGGCUUUCUCCGGCUGGGAUGCAGAACUUGAACAGAAACUCGUUGCAAGCUUCCUGCCCCUGAUCGAGCCGUGUGUGACUACCGGGUUCACCAUCCUCUCCCAUGGGACAUUGAGGACACACAGAACCCAGUAUCGCCCUCCUGUGAGCCAGGCUGGAGACGGAUGCUGGGAACAGGAAGGGUGUGUGAGGACUCCCCCGGCUUCACCCUUGCUUCUAGCUGUUGUGGGUACUGGGUGCCCAGUCUCGAGGAGCCAUGACGAUGGAGGCACUCCCCAAGGCCCUGGAGGUCGACGAGAAGUCUCCAGAAUCCAAGGACCUGCUGCCCAGCCAGACUGCCAGCUCCCUGUGCAUCAGCUCCAGAAGUGAGUCUGUCUGGACCACCACCUCGCCCCGGAGUAACUGGGAAAUCUACCGCAAACCCAUCGUCAUCAUGUCGGUGGGUGGCGCCAUCCUCCUCUUUGGUGUGGUCAUCACCUGCUUGGCCUAUACCCUAAAGCUGGGUGACAACAGCCUUAAGGUCCUUAAGAUGAUAGGGCCUGCCUUCCUGUCCCUGGGACUCAUGAUGCUGGUGUGCGGGCUGGUGUGGGUGCCCAUCAUCAAGAAGAAACAGAAGCAGAGACAGAAGUCCGUUUUCUUCCAGACCCUCAAGUCCUUCUUCCUGAAUCGCUGAUGGUGGCCUCGCCCUGUUCUCCCCAUCACCCUGUGGCCUUGACCAGGAGGAGCUCUGAUAGCAUCCAACAUCCCCAUCUUCUUGGUGGUGGUGGUUGAUGGGGGGAUGGUUAGCCACAAGACAGCCAGGCAAAGCCUCUUCCUGGGACAGGCUUUCCUCUUCCUCCCCGUGGGACAGAGCUCAGGGCUCCUCAUGUCGCUGGGGGAUGCUGCUGGCUGCAUCUCAUUUAGUCUUGCGAAUAUUGCUACGCCUUCUGUGAUGCUGGUCACAGCCACCCCCUUUCGUGGCUCAUUCCCUGCACCUGCAUCCAGCUAUCGCUCAUCUAACUCUCUCUGCCAAGUGCUAUGCAUGCUGGGAAAUUCCUUGGGCUAGGCUGUGCCCCAAAACGAGAACCUCACGUUUGCACGUCAGAGUGCCCAAGCUGCAUUCCCCAUUUGCAUCUUUCUCGAACUCAAACCAACCCAUGGAGUUCCCUCAUAGAAGACAGGGAAGGCUGGCUUCUGGCUCGCUGGGUUCCCCAGCCCCAGCCGACUUUGCAGAUGAGAUACUGACUUGCAUUUCAAGGGACAAGUCGCAAGUAAGAAACAUCCCAAAGAGCGAACAGUGGAGGGCAAUACCCCUGGGAAAGGCUCUGCAAGUCAGCCGGCUGAGGAAGUUACAUCCCAGUUAAGACAGUAUUUACGCCAGAGACC